AUGGACCAUGUUUGCAAUCAGUUGGAAGCAUUUUGGAAAGCAGAAGUUCUCCCUUGUAUGAUGGCAGACUCAAACUUGAAUGUUGCUAACACAGUAACUGGGGACAAUCUAGAUACAAACAAAGAAACUGCACCUAGAGUUACAAACAACAAUGGGCAUUCAGUUUCCCCUAUGGUAACCCAAUUACCUUGCAAUGAACCUUGCAAUAUGCAAGUUAUGGAUUGUGAUGGGAACAAUUCCACUACAACAACAUCAUUCAAAUUUCACGGUAUUGAAGUGUAUGAGCAAGAUAUUACAACCCUCGAGCCAGGAAUGAUGCUUAAUGACACAGUUGUAACUGUCUUAUUUGAAGAACUUGCUUGUCCAUUCCCAGUCAUCGAUUCUCUUUUUUAUUCUGUUCUUUGUGGGGAACAAGAUGUAAGAAAAGCAACAAGCAGGUCUGAACGAAUCCUAUCAGCCCAACCAUUUUUCAAGGCAGAUAUUUUGAAAAAUGACUACAUAGUAAUUCCAAUCAACAGGAGGCUACACUGGUUACUAGCCAUCAUAACCCCAUGGCAUGUGCUUUUUUUGGACUCUUUAUCCUGGGAAAUUUCUAGCAAAAGAGCUGAAAUGAAGUAUUUAAUCAGUUAUUUAGAUCAUAUGUCUAAUAUAUCAGGGAAUCCCAAUAGAUGCACAAGUUUGAAAUGCCAUGUUCUAAAGGUUCCAAGGCAGGAUCCUCAUACUAACAACUGUGGGAUUUACAUAGCAAUGUUUCUCAGUAGCUUUGAAAAGGACAUUGAAAAAUAUGAGGAAAAUCCUGAUGAGUAUGUCAAAUUGACUCAUUGUUGGUUCACAGAAGAUGAAGCUGAAGAAAAUAGAACCAGGAUUAGAAACCAACUUACAGGACUGAGUUUAUUGGCAAAACAUAGAAAAUAAUUUACAGCUCAAGUCUACAGUAUUCUUCCUCCUUGUUUAUACAACUGGGCUGCAAAUUUACUAAUGCAGCACAAACAGCAAUUAUUGAGUUUACAUGAGGCUUCAUUGUU
Messenger RNA from Dendronephthya gigantea, 1025 nucleotides. Its product is annotated as ubiquitin-like-specific protease 2. Lineage: Eukaryota; Metazoa; Cnidaria; Anthozoa; Malacalcyonacea; Nephtheidae. Gene Ontology annotation, molecular function: cysteine-type peptidase activity. The record is from RefSeq and is a predicted model, not a curated record. The transcript has 10 exons. Gene Ontology annotation, biological process: proteolysis. The coding region runs from base 1 to 915 and encodes 304 amino acids.